UGAGAAAUGGAUCUGUUUACGCCGAGGUGCUAAUGACCUCGAACAUGGCGUCCACAGGUUGCAUUAUGUCACCGUGAUGCCUGUUAAAGUAUCAGACUUCAUGAAGACAUUAGCAUUUAUCUUCAGUCCCCGGUACUGACCACUGUUAUGAUCCUUCACCACGCCCCAGACUUUCCAGUGGUCCGGCCGUGGAACGCAGUUUAGACAGUAACCCAAGCCAGAACAAACUGUGGAGCUAAAAAUAUCAACAGUCCGGCUGGCGGCUGCUGCGGGAUCGAGACGGGGCAUGGGAGGGUCUUUACAUGGGGGUUAGACGAGCUUGGCAGAGGGGUAAAGGGAUGGACAGCUGAGGGUAAAGAGCUAGAACAGAGAGAGAAAAGACGACUAAAAACAGCAGCGACGACAACUUUUGAGGGUAGAACGAUGAAUCCAACCCUGUGUGGAUGCUGAAUUCAAGAAGAAAGAGCCAGAACACCCAGAACUUUGUGUUUCUCUGCUUGUUAUUUCACUCACUCGUCCCCGGACGUGAUGAGCUUUGCCCUUGGCUUCAAGCCUCCCUCAUCAGCAGGCAGUUCUGGUCCCGGUGCCGGUGGAGGAGCGACCAUGGAGAACCUGGAGAAGCAGCUGAUCUGCCCGGUCUGCCUGGAGAUGUUCUCCAAACCCGUGGUCAUCCUGCCCUGCCAGCACAACCUCUGCCGCAAGUGUGCCAACGACAUCUUCCAGUCAGCUAACCCUGUGUGGCAGUCCCGAGGCUCCUCCAGCAUGGCUGUCAGCGGCAGCCGGUUUCGAUGUCCGUCGUGUCGCCACGAGGUCGUGCUGGACCGCCAUGGAGUCUACGGCCUGCAGAGGAACCUGCUGGUGGAGAACAUCAUCGACCUCUACAGGCAGCAGGAGUCCUCCAGGCUCGUGGACGUGGAGCCGGAGCAGCAGCAUCUGAUGUGUGAAGAACACGAAGAGGAGAAGAUCAACAUCUACUGUCUGUCCUGCCAGACGCCGACCUGCUCCAUGUGCAAAGUGUUCGGAAAACACAAAGACUGCGACGUCGCCCCGCUCGGCAGCGUCUACACGAGACAGAAGACAGAGCUGAGCGACGGCAUCGCCAACCUGGUCGCCAGUAACGACCACAUCCAGGCAGUCAUCUCUCAGAUGGAAGAAAUCUGUCGCAUCAUAGAGGAGAACGGUCAGCGUCAGAGAGAGCGACUGGCCGACCGCUUUGACGGCCUGGUGUCCAUCCUGGAGGAGCGGAAGCAGAAGCUGGUGGGGCUCAUCGCCAAGCAACAGGACGAGAAACUCAAACGCGUUCGCUCUCUCAUCCGUCGGCACGGUGACGACCUGGAGGUGGCGGUGACGCUGGUGGAGACGGCCAUCCGGUCGAUGGAAGAGCCACACAUGGCUCUGUUCAUACAGAGCGCCAACGUCAUACUGGAGAAGAUGGCGGCGACAGCCCGGCCGUCUAACAUGGAGCUUCCAGAGCUCGGUUAUGAGCGCAUGAGCCACUUUGUCAUCGACACCGACGACCUCGCUGUCAUGCUGAUGAACAUUGACUUCUGCCCCGGUGUGGGAGAUGAUGGAGAAGACGAUCCUGAAGAAGGUGGAGAAGAGUCUGAACUUGAGUUCUGCUCCAGAUAUUAAAACCAAAACAGGUCCCUGCUGCAGUCCCGAGCAAACGUAAAAGAGAUGGAGAUGGUUUAACGUAAUCCUCUGGAAGAAAUCCACACAGUGUUCAACCACGAUGAACGUGGAACAACAAAGACCCCCCAUAAAUGAAAAUCAUACCUGCAUAUACGUUCUCCUGUGUUUCCAGAUGCAGGAAGACUGACUUGGCUGGAUUUUUGCCUCCCACAUUGUUCAAUAAGAAAGCCGGUGUUUAUUGUGUGUAAAUAUAUCUCUCUAUGUAAAGCUCACAGGAAACCGUACACAGUGGAUUUACCUCUGCGUUCUCUGUUGUGGGAGGGGAAAUGAAAAGAUUUCGUUCAUGUGUCGUCAGGAUUUAAAACCCAUUUAUAGCCUCCUGUCACAAUACUCUAAAGGAAACAGUUUUAUAAGUCUUUUCACAUGUUGUGUGGAUUUAAAAAUGGUUUCUUUGAGAGUAGAGUCAUUUUGUAACGGGGCAGGUUUGAAGCUCAGAGCUGUCCUUGAACUUUUAUAUUUCAAACAGGAUGAUGUAAAACUGAAAACGUGGGCAGAUAAGCUCUUUACCGCAGGUAGUCCUGCGAAUGGAUUUCUCGAAAGCCGCUUGAUGGAUUUCGUGUUGUUGUGUACGUUUGAGCAGAAAACACGAUGUAUUACAUAUGAACAUUUUCUAACCAGCCACUGCUAUAAAGUUUGGGCGCCGAACUGAUUUUCUGACUGUUUUUCUCAACAACAACAAUUAUUUUAUCAUUCAUCUGUGUCAAAAUUUGGACUUUUUUUUCCUCAGAAUUCUGACG
Larimichthys crocea (large yellow croaker) is the source of this 2429-nucleotide messenger RNA. It is a transcript of the gene trim54, whose product is annotated as tripartite motif containing 54. The transcript has 9 exons. The record is from RefSeq and is a predicted model, not a curated record. NCBI's taxonomy places the organism in Eukaryota, Metazoa, Chordata, Actinopteri, Sciaenidae. Gene Ontology annotation, molecular function: zinc ion binding. The coding region runs from base 529 to 1632 and encodes 367 amino acids. Gene Ontology annotation, biological process: regulation of microtubule cytoskeleton organization. Gene Ontology annotation, cellular component: cytoplasm.